Molecule: messenger RNA, 1247 nt
Organism: Brassica oleracea var. oleracea
Lineage: Eukaryota; Viridiplantae; Streptophyta; Magnoliopsida; Brassicales; Brassicaceae
Product: protein SLOW WALKER 1-like
Exons: 2
Coding region: 80-646 (188 amino acids)
Biological process (GO): rRNA processing; positive regulation of transcription by RNA polymerase I
Cellular component (GO): nucleolus
Molecular function (GO): protein binding
Source: RefSeq, a predicted model, not a curated record
AAGCGUGGCGUAGCUUAAGAUAAAUAAACCUUUUCUUCUUUUCUCAAUUGCAAAACUCUGAAAGUAACCCUGACGAACAAUGGAAGAGGUAACGGCGUCCUCCGAGAAUGGUGUGUUGACGUUUGAUGGUGGAACACACAGCCACUGUAUAGCGAAGAGGGAGGACAAAUGUGGAGUGGAGAGCAGGAAGUUUUACUUGGUUUGCAAGACAGCUCUUGAACGCCUAGACCUUCCUCUCUGCUCAAACCCUAUGAAAAAGAUACUUGUGUUGAAUGCCUCUUCACAUCGUACCUGUACCGCCGGUUUGAACAGCGUCAAGGUGUGGGACUUGAUCGGAGGUGGGAAGAUGGUUUGUUUCAUGGAGAGUCACAACAAGACUGUCAUGUCUAUGUGCGUUGGGAGAAUGGGAUUGGAUGAGGAUAGGCUUGUGAUUGUUUCUCUAGACGGUUACAUGAAAGUGUUUGAUUACGGGAGAGCAAAGUUGACUUACUCCAUGAGGUUUCCAGCUCCUCUCAUGUCCGUUGCCCUCUCUCCUGAUUGUUCCAUUCGUGUCAUCAACAGUAUGGUGUUUGCCGGCAAGAAGAAGCUGAGAAAUGAUGCCGAGAAGAAGCAAACUAGUAUGACGAGCCUUUGGAGUGUCAAAUAGCCAAGUGGAGGAGAGUAGGAGAAGGGCUUUAAGGCCUACUUAUUUCCAGAGAAGGCAGAGCGAGAAGCCAUCCAAAGAGGAUUACUUGGUGAAGGAGAGCAAAGGAGUGGAGCUUACAAGACGCAACGUGUUGGCCGUGACGGAGGAGGUGGUGGCGAGGAGGAAGAUGAUGAAGUGCGUGUCGAAUAUGGAGGAAGGAGAGUUGGGCUUGCUGGUGAGUUUCUUACAGAGGUCAGAGUUCAGAGUUCAGCGCAUUCAGAUCUUUGUGAAGACUUGCACAGGGAAGACAAUAGCCAUCGAAGUUGUACCCUCCAGCACCAUCCACGGUGUCAAGGCUAGGAUUCAAGAAAAGGAAGGAAUCCUAAUGUAUGAGCAGUGGUUGAGCUUUGCAGGAAAGCGACUCCAAGACAGCCGCACUCUCUUUGAUUACAAUAUUCAGAACGAGUCCACCCUUCACUUGCUUUGGCGUCUACGUGGAGGUGUUUUUGGUGACAGAAACAACAACCCUACUAUUAGGCUUGACGGCAGAGAUAUACUAAUCUAAAAUACCAAAAUCAGAAGCGAUUUGACUACAGAAGAGGGAAUUAGUCGUAUUACCAAU